UCAUCAGGCUCAGCUCUAGCAGAGCAGGAGGGAGAGGUUUUUUCCUGCACUGAGCUCCCCAUCAGGUGCAGGAGCAGGAGGAACAGAGGAGAAGGCAGUGUCAGGCAUCCCAGACACAGGUCCAGCAUGGCAUCUCUGCUGGACAGCAUAGCCAGACCUUCUGCUGUCAUUCUGCAGCUGUCUGUGGUGCUUGGUGUAGUCUUUGUGCUGCUGAAGGCGGCCCAAUUCUACCAGAAGAGGAAGAAACUCAUCAAAGCUCUGGAAGCAUUCCCUGGUCCCCCAAAACACUGGCUCUAUGGCCACAAUCACCUGAUAACUACUGAAAACAUAUUAAACCAGUUAUUGUUAUGGGGAGAUGAAUAUCCCUAUGCCUUUCCAAGAUGGUUUGGACCAGUCCUGCCUGCUCUAAUAGUCCACCAUCCUGACUAUGCCAAAGUCAUAGUUAGCCAAACGGAACACAAGCCCAGUGUACCCUACAAAUUCUUAACUCCCUGGAUUGGGGAGGGACUGUUGAUUUUGGAGGGAGCCAAAUGGUUCCAGCAUCGGAAGCUGCUCACCCCAGCUUUUCAUUAUGAUGUGCUGAAAACUUAUGUGACCCUGAUGUCAGACUCAGUCAAAGUGAUGCUGGAUAAAUGGGAAAAGAAGAACACAGACAGGAAGUCAGUGGAGCUCUUUCGAGACGUCAGCUUGAUGACACUAGACAGCAUCUUGAAGUGUGCCUUCAGUUAUAAUGCCAACUGCCAGACUGAAAGCAACUCAGACUAUUAUAUCAGAGCUGUUUAUGACCUGAGCUACCUCCUGAGCAACAGAAUCCAGAAUUUUUCUUACAAGGAUGUCUUCUAUAACUUGACUCGCAAAGGCCGGGAGUUUCAGGAUGCCUGCAAGCGGGCCCAUACCCACACAGAUAAGGUAAUAAAAGAAAGAAAGAUGUUGUUCUCCAGUGAGAAGGAAUAUGACAAGAUCCAGAAGAAGAAACACCUGGAUUUUCUGGACAUUCUUCUUUGUACCAAGGAUGCAAAUGGAGUUGGGCUAUCUGAUGAAGACCUGCGGGCUGAGGUGGACACAUUCAUGUUUGAGGGCCAUGAUACCACAGCCAGUGGGAUCUCCUGGCUCUUGUACUGCAUGUCAUUAUAUCCAGAGUACCAGCAACGGUGCAGGGAGGAGAUCCGGGGAAUCUUGGGAGACCGGGAUACUGUUGAGUGGGAGGACCUCGGGAAGAUGACUUACGCCACAAUGUGCAUCAAAGAGAGCUUGCGCCUAUUCCCAGUGGUUCCUUCUGUGUCCCGACUCCUACAUAAACCUGUCACGUUUCCUGAUGGACGCAGCUUGCCAGCAGGCUGCCAGGUUGCACUGAACAUAUUCGCUAUUCACAGGAACCGGGAUGUGUGGGAGGACCCCGAGGUCUAUGAUCCCCUGAGGUUUUCUCCAGAGAACUCAGCACAGAGGCAUUCCCACGCUUUCCUGCCUUUCUCUGCUGGAUCCAGGAACUGCAUUGGGCAGCAGUUUGCCAUGAACGAGAUGAAGGUGGCACUGGCCCUGACCCUGCUCCGCUUUGAGCUCUGCCCUGACCCAUCCAACCCUCCCACACUGACACCACAGAUCAUCCUCAGGUCCAGCAGCGGGGUCCACGUGCAUCUGAAGAAGAUCCACUGAUCCCCUGAGGUACCACAGCAUGGGUCAAGACCUAUCCCAAGGACCACCCUUCGUCCAGAGGGCGACACCAACCAGACUCACCCUGGCCACCUCAGACCUCUCCCACAUUAACCUCCUGCUGCUGUCCAGGGGGGCACAGUGAGCCCUUUCAUACACACCCUGAACCCAGCAGGUCUAGGUCCCCUCCUUGCACCAGGAAUAGCACUGCCAAGUGAGUUUCACAGCACAGCUACGGCUCAAGCAUCAUCUCCAUGGGCAUCCUCCAUGUCCUGCUCAUCUCCACACAGACUGUCUGACAGGACCUCUGUCACCCUCAUGUCUAUAUGCACUGUUACCAGUUCCCUGCUUGGGCAUGACAAUGAAACUGGCAAGGUUUGUAUGGCUGUCUAAAGCCUGAACACUGUCCCAGCACAAUAUCCCUCCCCUAUCCCCAGCCUGAGAGUGCCAGGGCAGGAUAACUCCUCCCUACAGCCACUCUGCAUCCCCAUGCAUCACCCUCCACAUUAUCCCCGUAAUCCGCGCCGGGGCUGGCACUGUGCCUGCCGUCAUGGAGACAAAAGCCAACGGGGUUUUCUGCCCUGGCGCUGCACUUCCUUGAGCUGAGGGUGCUCAUGACCCAGCACAGGGACGUGUCACCAGCUAACUUGGAGAAACAGCCCUCCACACUGAAAACAAAGCAUGAUCAGCCUUGUUCUCCUCUCUGAAACGUGAAUACAGCCUUGUGGAGAUGCUCCCAAAGCGUGGCUUUCUUUGGCUUUACAUUUGGAGGGCCAGCGGGGUACAGGAUGAGUCCCAGCAGCCCAGAGGCAAGGCUGAGCCCGAGGGUGCAGCCCUGCGAUUGUUUUCUCAAGCCACAAAGGCUGUUUCAGCGGGUUUGCCCCUCCUGAGCCCAAGGAGCCUGCUUCCACCCCUCCCAUGCCAUGGGUCACCAAGUCCUUACCUCUGCCUCCGGGAAUUUCUGUGGUAAGGAAACGAUUGAAAUGAUCCGGGGUCAACCACAGCAAAACAAAGUCACCAUCCUCCAAGUGCUGGUGGCAAGAACAAACUCAGCUUGCAAGAAAACCCUAAAGGUCCCAAUAGGGAGCAUGAGUCUCAAGCCCUUUUCUGCAGAGGCUGAGACCUGGCUGCUCAGUACACGAGUGAGCUGCCCAAGGGGUGCAGGUGGGUGCUGACCCUGAGACCAGGCUUGUUUUAGGGAUGCAGGGACCCCCAUAGGGCCUCACCCCACCACUAUCCUUAGAUGGGCUCUGGGGCUAAGACCCAUCUCGGUGAGCUGCAGGUCCAGGGUGUGAAAUGGAUCACUAGGUGGCAGUGGGAGACCCUGAAAAACACGGAGUCCUCCCACGUCCCUGGGCAAAACCCCCUGGGCUUGGCAGGGAGCAUGGCCAAGCCCAGCAGGGCAGCUGAUGGGUCCCAUCUCUGAGGACGUCCCGGUCCUCAUUCCCUUCCUCAGCUGCGUCGCACAGCAGAGGAGGCUGCUCCAUCACAGUCCCCAGCUUGAAGGUGAUACUGCCCAUAGCACAGGGAAAGCUUGGCACUGCAAGUGCUGGGCACUCAGCAGGCAUUAGGGGAAACUGAGGCAUGGAGGACAGCACACAUGCCAUGCCACAGAGAUAAGGCUGUCUGUCCAGCUUCUGCCCACGGCAACAGCAUCAUCAGCAUCACUGCAAGCACUCACAUAGCCACACCAUGUCCAUUCCUCCAGGCAGCUCACUUCUGCUGAUGGCCAGACCAGGACAGCCAAACCUGAGCAUGUCCCCAUCUGAAUAAACCACUGCAGUCCCCUCCCUCCCAUUUCCAAUGCCUGCUGCAAGCUCAGUUUGAGAAACAAAAUCCUUCUAGGGCUGGAUCCAGACCUCCAUUUUGGCUAACAGGUACCUAAUGGGACAGGGAUGCUGUGAAUAACCAGCAAGGUGCAGGCUGCAUAUAUUUUGCAAGGCAGCUGGAGACGGAGUUCCUCUUCUCCCUUUUUCACCCUCAGGAAGGGACUGGAUUUAGGUUGUGUAGGUGCCAAUGCCAUCAUCCUUGCACUGAUGGCGGACUCAGGCUGGUAUCAAAGGUUCUCUGCCUCCCUGGUUCCAGCACAGCAACUGGAAGGCAGCAUUUUGAUAGCAGCUUUUCAUUACUGGCCCUAUUUUUCAGACCUUUCAGCCACCCAUCCAGGAACAAACAAGCCACCUUGCAGCUCUGCUCAUCCCAGCCUGUCUCCUGGGUGAUGGGGUUCAAAGGAAGCUAGGUAGCACUUGAAGAUGCCCCUACAACAUCUUCUGGCUUGGGCAUGAUGGGAUAAGGCCAGAGCAGGAAAAGUUAGAGCUGAUGAGGACCCACAGCUGCUGCCUAUACCUGUAUGUGUACAGUGCCCUGCUUGGCCUCCCAGCCCUGUGCUUGGAGGCCAUCACCCUAUUCACUGCCAUGACCAAGGCUGCUUGUUUGGUUUCCAAAGUGUUCGGACUGUUACGAAUGGCCAAACCCCAACUACUUCCAGCAGAGACCUUCCCCAGGGAAACUGCUCUGAGAAAUCUGCUUGGGAAAGAGGGAAGAAACUACCACCAUUUUUUAUGGAAAAGAAAAUGAAUCAUUAUUGAACAGUUCUGACAAUAAUUGAGUCAACCUGAGCCAAACACUUUAAAGUCUCUCCCCAUUAAGAAUCACACUUAACCCAGAUGUGCAGUUUGAAGGACCAAAGCUUUGGGGGAAGAUCUCACGGCACCGACACAUCAUGAAGCCAUAAUGCAGCAGCAGCAGCCAGGAGAAAAUUCUUCUGCUUUUCAGCUUAUCCAGGUCAAACCAGGCAACCCAAACAUCCCCCCUGCCUUCAGAUGCUGGCAGUUUCUGGACAGCAGCGUGUACAAGAUAACCUCCUCUGCCAAGCCACCACUAAACUGCUUUGAGAGCAGCAAAAGCAGCACAAGGAGCCGGGCAGCACCCGGUGACACAGAUCUAAUCACCCCACCAUUUGCCCCAAACGUCUCUCUGCCAGGCAGUGACAUUUCUACGCUGUCUCAGCUCUCUCCCUCCAUCACCAUGGUUACAACAGCCGCCAAUCCACAGGCGAGUCCUUCCUAGGUACCACCAAGCCCUUUGGGAGAUGCUUCGAGAGCCAGCCCCUUUGGCAGGGAGACACUUCGGGGACCCCGGGACAGCCCAUAGCACCAAAAAUUCCCCUUUUUUCUUCUUUCCCUCCUCCUUUAUUAUUUUCUCUUUUUCUCCUUUUUUUGAAGCACAAACAAUGGAGCUAAAAGGUUGGGUAUCAGGCCGAUAAUCAUGAAUGACGUGUCGUUAUUACACACCACACAUUCAUUAUCUCCCAGUCCAGCCAUGUCACAGGCGGCUGGAGGAGGGCAGAUAACGGGGUGCCUUCAUGCAGAUGGCUUAUUAUCAGGAUGUUCCAGGAGGGGCUUUAAGACAGUUAGUGAUGCUGUUUGCCAGUUAAAGAUUAGAGACCCCAGAGAAUAAUUAACAAUCCCAAACCCCAGUUUUUCUGCUGGAUUCUUCUGCUUUCUCCCCCCUCCCCAUCCUCUUUAAUCUAUUCACUCUAGCAGGUGUAAUAAAGCGAUAAGGACAG
Messenger RNA from Pezoporus occidentalis (night parrot), 5218 nucleotides. RefSeq names its product cytochrome P450 4B1-like. The transcript is spliced from 12 exons. NCBI's taxonomy places the organism in Eukaryota, Metazoa, Chordata, Aves, Psittaciformes, Psittacidae. Bases 127 to 1653 code for a protein of 508 amino acids. Gene Ontology annotation, molecular function: iron ion binding; oxidoreductase activity, acting on paired donors, with incorporation or reduction of molecular oxygen; heme binding. The record is from RefSeq and is a predicted model, not a curated record.